Molecule: messenger RNA, 363 nt
Organism: Cornus florida
Lineage: Eukaryota; Viridiplantae; Streptophyta; Magnoliopsida; Cornales; Cornaceae
Exons: 1
Coding region: 1-363 (120 amino acids)
Source: RefSeq, a predicted model, not a curated record
AUGCGAUUCAGGAUGCGACGAAAACUUUUUCUUUGUAUCCUUAAUGAUGUCAAAGCUUAUGAUGACUACUUUGUCCAAAAAAAGGAUGUGACUGGUCGUCUGGGAUUAUCUUCUAUACAGAAAAUAACAACUGCUGUUCGUAUACUCACAUAUGGUUGUGCAGCCAAUCAUUAUGAUGAGUAUAUUAAAAUGGGCGAGAGCACUGCCAUUAAAUGCUUGAAGGCAUUUUGUAAUGCUAUUAUUGUUGUGUAUGCAGAGGAGUAUAUGCGCCCACCCAACGAAACCGACAUAACACGUCUGCUUGAAGAAGGGGAGCAGAUAGGAUUCCUAUAUAUGCUUGGUUCUAUUGACUGUAUGCACUAG